AUGGCUGAAAGCACGCCUCAAUCUACGCCCCGCCAGGAUAACUCUCCGAGCCCAGACGUUGAGAAGGGGUAUCAGGAUGAGCCCAAGAUUCUCAAUGAGUCUGAGAUUGCGGAACUCACCGGAGCCCAGUUCGACGACCCGAACUUGGACAAGGAACAUAUUGUCUCCUUCGACGACGAGAGUCCUUAUCCCGAAGUCCGCUCCGCUGUCGCUAACACCGAUGACUUCCACAUGCCCCAGAUGACUCUGCGGGUAUGGGUGAUCGGGAUAGCUGCGGCCAUCGUCAUCCCGGGCCUCAACCAGUUUUUCUUCUUCCGGUUCCCGUCCAUCACUAUUAGCGGCAUCGUGGCGCAGCUGGUCUCAUUCCCUAUCGGACGUGCUUUCGCAGCCUGGCUUCCCAACUGGAAAAUAUUUGGCGUUUCGAUUAACCCGGGGCCGUUCACUGUAAAGGAACAUGUUCUUAUUACUAUCAUGGCCUCGGUUGUCCGCAUUUACAACUUCAGCUACCAAUGGUUCGUCGUGAUGUCAACUCAGCUCAUUGGGUUCUCCAUUGGAGGAGUCGCCCGUCGUUUCCUCGUCGCACCACCAUCCAUGAUCUGGCCCGCGAACCUCGUGAACUGUGCCUUGUUCAACACUUUACAUUCCCAACAAUAUGCGGGUAUCGGAAAUCGAGGAGGGCUCAGCCGCGAGAGAUUUUUCGUGUAUGCCUUCACCGGUGCAUUCAUUUCUUCCCAGGAUAUAUUUGCCCUGUCCUAUUUCUCUUGGGUUACCUGGAUUCGCCCCGAAAACACCACUAUCUCGCAGUUGUUCGGAUAUGUCCAUGGAAUGGGAAUGUCAGUCAUAACUUUCGACUGGAGCCAGAUCGCGUACAUCGGUUCACCCCUUGCUACUCCUUGGUGGGCUGAAGCGAAUAUUUUCGCCGGCUUCGUUUUCUUCUUUUGGUUCUUGACGCCGGUAUUGCACUUUACCAACACUUGGUUUGGCGAAUACAUGCCGUACGCAUCUCCAAUUUCUUACGACAAUCAAGCGAAAACUUAUGACGUUAAUCGGAUAUUGACUCCCGAUUCUACCUUUGAUCUCGCAGCAUACAAGGCGUACAGCCCUCUCUUCCUUUCGACGACGUUUGCGAUUUCAUACGGCCUUUCGUUUGCCUCGAUCACCGCCACCCUUAUGCAUGCUUUCUUGUACUUCCGCAAGCAGAUAUGGGUCCAAGCUCGCCGUUCAUUGCACGAGCAGCCCGAUAUUCAUGCCAGGCUCAUGUCCAAAUAUCUUCAAGUUCCAGAAUGGUGGUAUCUCACCAUCUUCUUGAGCAUGUUCACCAUCGGUAUUAUAAGCAUUGAAGUCUGGCCGACUGAAAUGCCUGUCUGGGCGUUCGUCCUCGCCCUCCUGAUUGUGAUCCUCUCUGACCAGGAGCGGGCAGCUUUCACCUACGUCAUUCCCAUCGGAAUGAUUCAGGCCAUCACUAACCAGCAAGUCGGACUCAACGUUAUCACCGAAUUAAUUAUUGGUUACUCCGACUCCAAGCUGACGAAUGUGCAGACGAUGGCCCAGGCGUUGACUUUCACCUCAGAUUUCAAGCUUGGCCACUAUAUGAAGAUCGCACCCAGGCCCAUGUUCUGGUGCCAGGUCGUAGCCACAGUUGUUGCAGGGACGGUUCAGCUCGGGGUGCAGGCCUGGAUGUUCACGAAUAUCCCUGAUAUGUGCUCUCCGGACCAGCGAGACGGAUUUAUCUGCCCCAGUACUGAGGUAUUCGGUGCUGCAAGUAUAAUUGUGAGACUUUCAUCGUCCGACUCUGCCGGCUUUUCAAUUUCUAAUGCAACUCUAUGUAGUGGGGGGUCAUCGGGCCAGCUCUUCAGUUCUCAAAGGGACAGACGUACUAGUGAGGUUUCCGCCCCAGGCUGGUCUCUUGUCGGCGCAAUUGCUCCCGUCAUCCCGUGGGCGUUGGGCAAGAGAUAUCCAAACAGCCUCUUGAAAUAUAUCAACGAUUCCACUGCUGAACCUGCCGUUAGCACGCCGGUGAUUUUUAAUGGAACAGGACUUAUCCCUCCUGCCACCGCUGUCAACUAUAUUCCUUGGGCCGGAGUCGGAUUCAUCUUCCAAUAUCUGAUCAGAAGACGGCAUUUCUCUUGGUGGACCAAGUACAACUCGGUUAAUCCGGAAGCCGAAGACGUUCUAUCCGCCGCUCUUGAUUCUGGACUCGCCAUUUCGAUUCUUGUGAUUUUCUUCGCUCUGCAAUUCCCAAAAAAUGGCACGAUUGGGGAGACGAGCAUCCUCAACUGGUGGGGAAACACGGUCCCAUUUGUCGGUGCAGACUUCGCCGGAACACCAGUGCGCCCUCUGGAACCAGGGAAUAAAUUUGGACCGACGACCUGGUGA
Molecule: messenger RNA, 2376 nt
Organism: Cyclocybe aegerita
Lineage: Eukaryota; Fungi; Basidiomycota; Agaricomycetes; Agaricales; Hemipholiotaceae
Source: the annotation of a GenBank genome assembly